AUGGGUAUUGCGUGUGUCUUCUAUUUCUAAUUCAAUUUAGUUGACAACAGCCUUAGCGGUAGUGGUUGUAGCAGUAGUAUUAGAGAUUUCUCCUGCUUCAUCAUGUCUACUUUAGGUUUCUCUAUUAUCAUCGUCUACUUAGACAUCAUCGUCAUCUGCUUUAUUGGAGCGUUUUUGUCUGUCACGAACGAAAUUUCUCAGGACUCCUAUCUUUUCUUCAGAGCGUCCUUUAAAGUCAAAGUUAUAAGUCUCUGCUUUGCGGAUAUACUUGUAGUAGUCAUCCAAAGUUUUACGAGAGAGACCAACCAUGGAAGCAGCUACAUCAAGAUUAACUUUUAUGAGACGACCUUGUUCGUUUUAAAAUCCUGUUUCGUAAUAUUUUCUCCAUUCCAUAACGCGAUCGUAAACAUAUCCAAUCUUUCUUUCCUUGACACGCUUUUCACGUGGAAUAGCUUUGGUGCUGAUAUCGAAAUUAUUAUCUUCUUCCUCGCCUCCCAUCAUUGUGUUAGCUUGAUUAGCAGUAGUGUUAUUAAUAUUGCUGACUUAAGUAUUCUAAGAGCUGCUUGGGAGAUAUUACUAGCAGUUAUUUCUCAUGAAAUUUCCUUCAAACAUUGA
Molecule: messenger RNA, 615 nt
Organism: Tetrahymena thermophila SB210
Lineage: Eukaryota; Ciliophora; Oligohymenophorea; Hymenostomatida; Tetrahymenidae
Product: transmembrane protein, putative
Exons: 1
Source: RefSeq, a predicted model, not a curated record